UGUUUCCCCAUCUUCGUUCACAUUCUCUUCGUCACAUCCUGCGCUUAACGGUCACACGUGAAACUUGCGGCGACCGUUCACCCGACGGACAAACACUGCUUAAUUGAACUUCAUAGCUACUGUCGAGUCAUCCGGCACCGCGGCAACUAGCCUAGCUCGUACAAAGACAGAAGCACUAUCCAACAGAAGAAAGCUCGUGCCUUUGUAAUCCAACAACGGAAUCACAAUGGAGAGCGACAAGAUCAAGGUUGCGAAUACGGCCUCACCCUUCACAUACGAAAAGGAUGGAAUUGCCGACCAACGAUCGAGUAGCGACAUGGAGAAGGGUGACUCAAUCAGGGCCGGCGAGACCACGCAGCUGAAGCGUAAGCUGCAAUCGAGGCAUCUUCAGAUGAUUGCCAUUGGUGGCACAAUUGGAACAGGUCUGUUCAUUGGGUCAGGUCAAGCACUUGCGACAGCAGGACCCGCUGGAGCCCUCAUUGCUUAUGCCUUCGUCGGAACACUCGUGUACUCAGUCAUGGUGGCACUUGGAGAGAUGGCCACCUACAUUCCCGUGUCUGGAGCUUUCACAGUCUACGCUGCUCGUUUCGUCGACCCUUCUCUUGGAUUCGCAAUGGGCUGGAUCUACUGGUUCUCUUGGGCCAUUACCUACGCACUCGAGUUGACAGCAUCCGGACUGAUCAUUCAGUACUGGGCGCCCGAUCUCAAUGUUGGGAUCUUCAUUGGCGUAUUCUGGGUGGUCAUUACCGCUAUCAACUUCUUGCCUGUGUCUUUCUAUGGCGAAGUGGAAUUCUGGUUCGCAUCGAUCAAGGUGCUGACUGUGAUCGGCUUCCUAAUUUUCGGCAUUUGCAUCAAUGCAGGCGCGGGCCAACAGGGAUACAUUGGAUUCAAGUAUUAUCAUAGCCCAGGCGCAUUCGCAGAGUACCUCGUCACAGACAACGCCGCUCUUGCCAAGUUCGUCGGCUUCUGGGCUGUCUUGAUUCAGGCUGGAUUUUCCUACCAAGGUACUGAACUGGUCGGUAUUGCAGCUGGAGAGACCGCCAACCCACGGAAGACUGUGCCAGCAGCUAUCAAGAAGACCUUCUACCGUAUCCUCUUCUUCUUCGUAUUCACCAUCUUCUUCCUCGGCAUCCUGAUCCCGUACGACAACGAUCAGCUUCUCAACGAGAACACCGAUGCCUCGGCCUCCCCAAUGGUCAUCGCCGCGAAACUGGCCGGCGUCAAUGCCCUUCCCGGAAUUAUCAACGCUGUCCUUCUCUGCGUCGUCCUCAGCGCCGCGAACUCGAACGUCUACUCCGGCUCCCGUAUCCUCGUUGGUCUUGCCGAUGAACACAACGCACCGGCUUUCUUCAAACUGACCACCGCCUCCGGAGUACCCUACGUGGCCUGCGCUUUCACUGCCGCUUUCGGCCUCCUCGGUUUCAUGAACUUGUCCAACAACGGCGGGACCGUCUUCGACUGGUUCCUGAACAUCACCGCAGUCGCCGGCUUCAUCUCCUGGACGUGCAUCAACAUUUGCCACAUUGCUUUCAUGCGUGCUCUUGCCGCCCGCGGCCAAAGCCGCGAUACACUACCAUACAAGGCCUUCUGGCAGCCGUGGUUCUCAUGGUAUGGAUUGUUCUUCAAUGCGAUCAUCAUCCUUACCAACGGCUUCACCGCCUUCAUGCCAUGGAACACCACGGAUUUCUUCGUGGCGUAUUUGAGUUUGAUCCUGUUCGUGGUCAUGUACGUGGGCCACAAGAUUAUAUGCCGAACACGAUUCAUCAAGGCUGCGGAAGCAGACUUGGACACGGGCAGGAAGGAAGUGGAGGAAAUGUGGUUCGAGGAGGAGGAGCCGAAGACACUUUGGGGGAAGUUCUGGAAGUGGAUGGGUUGAUUUUCGGAUGAGGAAAGGCCACGAUUUUUGCAUGAAGAUUCAUGACUGAUGAUAGUGUGGAUGACCUUUCUUGACUAAUGCGUUCAAAGCGGUUUGUGGCAUUCUGUAACAUAAUUAUGAGACUUGAAAAGCUUGGAAAAACAGUCAUGAGGCAUGCUGUUAGAUGGGAUAGAGGCACGAGAUUAGAAGAACGACUUGAAGCUUGAAGCGAUAAGACCUUUCUACGCUGCUCUUGCCCACAUUUGGUUCAUCAGCACAGCAAAGACGUCAUGUCUACUAAUCGAAUACAAUGAACGGCUCGCUAGACGAUAAAAAUUCCUUCGCCACGCGACACGAACAGACUCGCCCAAAUGCUCACGUGCCCCUAGCAAUAUGUUCAUCCUCAUUCUGCGGCUCCUGGAACGUACUCAAAUCCUCCUCAAACAUCGCUCGAGUUGUCUUCACAAAUCCUGGCACCUUCAACUUCUCCUCCCUCUGAUUCUUCUCACAUACUCUUGCCCAUAAGAUAUCUUCGUCAAAAUUCAGAAACACAAGCUGACUUUCCACUCCGGCAGCUUCGACCACAAGUUUGAAUUCCUC
Molecule: messenger RNA, 2455 nt
Organism: Cercospora beticola
Lineage: Eukaryota; Fungi; Ascomycota; Dothideomycetes; Mycosphaerellales; Mycosphaerellaceae
Biological process (GO): amino acid transmembrane transport
Cellular component (GO): membrane
Molecular function (GO): amino acid transmembrane transporter activity
Source: RefSeq, a predicted model, not a curated record